AUGGCGUACGUCUGCUUGUCCAGUGGCCGGGAGGUCAUGACGCCCCAGGACUUCGCCCAGUGGUGGGACGCGCACGAAGAUCUCCGAGCGGGCCACCGCUGCUUUCUGGACGCGCUGCGGCAAGAAGUGGCGCGACGCCUGCAGCUCCGCAACUUCCGGCAGCUGAGCCUGGUCUGCGGCUCCAGCAUGCUGGGCCCGGGGAGCCCCUGGGAAGCUGCGGAGUAUGUAGCGGUGCUGCGCCCAUAUGUCGCCUUCGCCGAAGGCUCAGAGGGGAUGUUCCUGGCGGCAAGGGGCGGGUUCCUGGAACGUGUGGUGCAGCUGCUUGAGGACCCCCUCGACCCCAACAUGCUGGACCACGUCCAGGGCUGCUCUGCACUGCAGGCGGCUGCUGCCCGCAACCACCUGCCGGUUGUCCGCUGCUUGCUGGAAGCUGGCGCCAACCCGGAGCAGGGUGACAAGGAAGGCGUGUGCCCUCUGCACUCGGCUGCCCUGCACGGGCACUCGGAGGUGAUUCGCUGCUUUCUGGAUGCUGGCGCAGACAAGGACAAGGCGGACAACGAAGGGCGCACGCCUUUGCACGUGGCCGCCAAGAAGGGCCGGGAAGACGUGGUGCGCUGCCUGCUGGUGGCUGGCGCGGACAUGGAAAGGGCGGACCAGGAGGGCCAGACGCCUUUGCACCUGGCGGCGAGGAAGGGCCAUCUGCCGGUGGUGCGCUGCUUGCUGGAUGCCCAAGGUGACAAUGACAAGGCGGACAAGGACGGCCAGACUCCACUACAAAUCGCCGCGAAGAAGGGGAACCUGGAAGUCCUGGUUGCGUUGCUGGAAUCUGGCGCUGACAAGGACAAGGGCAACGAGAGCGGCUUCACCUCGCUGCACCUCGCGGCACAGAGCGGCCAGGCGGAGGUGGUGAGGUGCCUGCUGGAGGCCGGCGCCAAGAGCGAUCAGCAGGACAAGGAUGGCCGGACUCCUUUGUACCUCGCGGCCAGAUUCGGGCGGAUCGAAGUUCUGCGCUGCUUGCUAUCGUGCAAGGAAAAUGGUCAGGGCGCGACAGCGCUGCACGUGGCCGCAAAGAAGGGCCACUUGGAGGUGGUGAGGUGCUUGCUGGAAGCGGGCGAUGACAAAGACAAGACCUACAAGAAAGGCUUCACGCCGCUGCAUUUUGCCACCCACAGUGGGCACCUGGAAGUUGUAUCUUGCUUGCUGGAAUCCAGUGCUGACAAGGAGAAGACGGACAAACAUGGCCGGACUCCUUUGCAUCUUGCUGCAAGGCAAGGCCAUUUGGAAGUUGCGAGCUGCUUAUUAGACGCAGGCGCUGUCAAGGAUGCUAGCAACAAGAACAGUGCCACUCCGAUGCAUCUUGCUGCUCAGAAUGGGCGCUUGGGGCUUGUGCGCUGCUUGCUCGAUACCGGGGCGGAAAUGAAUAGAAAGGACAAGGACGGCCGGACUCCUUUGUAUCUUGCUGCCAAGAAGGGCCACCUGGAAGUUGUGCGUGGCCUGCUGGCGGCGAACGCCAACACCGACGGCAGCGGUAAACGCACGCCGCUGCAGUGUGCAGCCCAGAAGAAUCACUCAGAGGUGGAGCGCUGCUUGCAGGAUGCCGAUGACAGCCGCAAGAGAUACCCGCAGGGUGUCAUGCGGAGAGCAGCGUCGCUGCUGAGAAUGCCCAUCCAGAAGAUAUGCGAUGCGUGCUAG
Molecule: messenger RNA, 1692 nt
Organism: Effrenium voratum
Lineage: Eukaryota; Dinophyceae; Suessiales; Symbiodiniaceae
Source: the annotation of a GenBank genome assembly